This is a messenger RNA of Cladocopium goreaui, 1713 nucleotides long. Lineage: Eukaryota; Dinophyceae; Suessiales; Symbiodiniaceae. The record is from the annotation of a GenBank genome assembly.
AUGGAACGACAUAUCUGGCGGUUAGGAAUGCUUCGGAACUAUGAAGGUGGUUUUUCCGAAGUGUGCCUGGUGGCCCCCCUCGUGGCUGUGAAGCUUCGGGAGGUCAAGUCGGAGCACCCCAUUCAGCGGGUCAUUCGUCUUGUGGAGGAACUCGCAAGCAAGUCGGUAGAAGAAGGGAAGGAGGAGCAGCUCACGUAUGACAAGUUUGUUGCAUGGUGCGAGAAGUCUAGCAAGAGCCUGAACAAGGCCAUCGAAAAAGAGACGGAGGUUUCAGAGAAGACCUCUGGAAAGAUUGAAGCGAAAACCUUGGAAAAGGAGCAGUUGACUGAGUCCAUCGAGGCCCUGACAAAGGAGCUGAGCGAGCUCGAGGCCUCGGCCACAGCAGCGGCCGAUGACCGCGCGGAGCAGAAGAAGCAGCACGAGCAAAGCGUCAAGGACUUGAAGAUGACCAUCGAGUCCCUGGGAACUGCAGUGACCAGCCUCGAGGCAUCGCAGGUGAAUCAGGAUGUUGCUCUUCUCAGCAAGGUCAUGCAGAUUCCCCUGGUCUUGGUGGCCCUGAGUCAAGAGGAGCAGGCAAAGAAACAUGUGACUGAAAGGACCAAAGCAGUGCUGGCGAUGGAUCCUCUUACGCCCUUCACCAAUUUUGUAGACGCCUUUGAUCAUUGGGCGAAGGUCUACCCCGAGAGCUGUGCCGUCUCGGAUGGCUGCGUGGAGCUGAGUUGGCUGGAACUGCAGGGCUUGUCCCUGGCGGUGGCAAGCCAUGUGCAGCAGCAGAUGGAGGUGGAGCCCAUCGAGGUGGCUGCCAUCUAUUCCCGGAGGAGCUCCUUGUGGCUGGCCGCCACUCUGGCGGUGGUGCGCCAGGGCGUGCCCUUUGUGUGGAUGGGCUGUGAGCUCUCCAAGGGUCGAGAGAAGGAGAUGCAGCAGAACCAAGAGAUCCUAAGGCUGCUGCGUCCUCAGCUGCUGCUGUUGGGUCAGGAUUUACCCAGCGAACUGACGCAGUUGCUGCGGCAUGGCUGCCGGCAGCUGGUACUGGAAAAGGCGCAGGUGCCCGUGCCGGUGCACCAGUCCCGGCACCCUGCGGUCCCACCCCGCCGCGCCGGUGCGGAUGGACUGCUCUGCUUUCAGCUGACGGGUGGCACCACUGGGGCCUCCAAGUGUGUGGAGAUUGCCCAACGGAUGGCGCUGCAUGAGUUCAAGGCCUAUGCCAAGGCGUUUCCGGAGCUCAGCCAUGAGGAUCGGAUUUUGCAACACACCCCGGUGCUGUGGGCUGCGAGUGCCAUUGGGCAGAUCAACAUUGCGGCCAGCUUCGGUGCCAGGCUGUGCAUUGCAGAUGAGCUCGACCAGGCCUCCGUGCAGCGCCACGGCGCCACGGUCCUGGGCGUGGUGCCCAGCGGCCUCGACGCGAUGCAACCGGCGGAGCUGCCCACGGUGCGCUGGAUCUUCACCUGGGGCGAGGCGCUGCCGGCGGCGCUGGGGCAGAAGUGGCGCCAAAACGCUAGGGUGGUGGAGCUGUUGAUUAGCACGGAGUAUUGGCUGAGCCUCUACAGCGAGGGCCGGAAUCCACGCAGCGGCCGCAGUGUCUACGCCGCCGUGGAGGGGGCCGAGAUUGCGGUGCAUCGUGAUGGAGAGCUCUGCAAGGAGCGGAUGGGACAGGUGAGCUAUGCCUCCGCGGCCCUAUGGUCACCCCUGGGUGCGACCAUCGGUGUGGGGUGA